AUGGCUCGUACCAAGCAAACCGCUCGCAAGUCCACUGGUGGCAAGGCUCCUCGUAAGCAGCUCGCUUCCAAAGCUGCUCGCAAGUCUGCACCAGCAUCCGGUGGUGUCAAGAAGCCACACAGGUACAAGCCAGGUACCGUUGCUCUUCGUGAGAUUCGUCGUUAUCAGAAGUCCACCGAGCUUUUGAUCCGAAAGCUCCCGUUCCAGCGUCUCGUCCGUGAAAUCGCCCAGGACUUCAAGUCGGACCUCCGCUUCCAGUCCUCUGCCAUUGGUGCUCUUCAGGAAUCCGUCGAGGCCUACCUCGUCUCCCUCUUCGAAGAUACCAACCUUUGCGCCAUCCACGCUAAGCGUGUUACCAUCCAGAACAAGGAUAUCCAGUUGGCUCGUCGUCUCCGUGGAGAGCGAUCGUAA
This is a messenger RNA of Orbilia oligospora ATCC 24927, 411 nucleotides long. RefSeq lists its product as uncharacterized. The coding region runs from base 1 to 411 and encodes 136 amino acids. The record is from RefSeq and is a predicted model, not a curated record. Gene Ontology annotation, molecular function: structural constituent of chromatin; DNA binding; protein heterodimerization activity. The transcript is spliced from 3 exons. Lineage: Eukaryota; Fungi; Ascomycota; Orbiliomycetes; Orbiliales; Orbiliaceae. Gene Ontology annotation, biological process: rRNA transcription. Gene Ontology annotation, cellular component: nucleosome.